Molecule: messenger RNA, 3273 nt
Organism: Osmerus eperlanus (European smelt)
Lineage: Eukaryota; Metazoa; Chordata; Actinopteri; Osmeriformes; Osmeridae
Gene: phc2a
Product: polyhomeotic homolog 2a (Drosophila)
Exons: 15
Coding region: 135-2657 (840 amino acids)
Biological process (GO): negative regulation of DNA-templated transcription
Cellular component (GO): PRC1 complex; nucleus
Molecular function (GO): chromatin binding; histone binding; zinc ion binding
Source: RefSeq, a predicted model, not a curated record
AGGCUUGCAGACAGAGUGAGACCCAGAUAUGGUGUAGGAUAACAGAAACCAGUGGCAAGGAGGGAGUUGAAGGUAUUGAAAGUGUCAGACAGAGCAGUCACCGUGGAUUGUGGAAAGUGGAGGUGGAGGGCACCAUGCAGAAUGAGCAGGGCCCAUCAGCCUCUAGUGCUGGCAUUACAACUCCCAGUAUCACCACUGUGGCAGCCAGUAUUGUCACCACUACCAGCACGGGGAGUCCUACUGUUUCCCAAAUCUCAGUCUAUGGAGGGAUUCCUGACAGACAAACUGUCCAGGCGAUCCAGCAGGCCCUGCACAGGCAGCCCAGUACUGCAGCUCAGUACCUGCAGCAGAUGUACGCAGCCCAGCAGCAGCACCUCAUGCUGCAAACAGCAGCCCAGCAGCAACACCUGAGCAGUGCUCAGCUCCAGAGUCUAGCAGCAGUGCAGCAGGCAAGCAUGAUGGCCGGAAGACAGACCUCCAAUGAAAAUAAUCACACGACUCAACAGACAGGAAUCGCACAGACCACUAUCAACCUGGCCACACCUACAACAUCAGCCCAGCUAAUCAACAGAGCCCAGUGUGUUAGCUCCGCCCCCACGUGCAUCCCUCGGCAAGCAGUGCUCUUGGGUAAUGCCUCCAGCCAGGCCCUAACAGCAAGCCAGGCUCAGAUGUAUCUGCGGGCUCAGAUGCUCAUUUUCACCCCAAGUGCAGCUGUCACUGCUGUCCAGUCUGAGGCUUCAGCCCAGUCUUCCAACCGACCGUCUGCUUGUGCACAGGUCCAGAACCUUGCCAUCCAUAGCCAGCAGGGGACUCUCUCAACCUGCCCCUCCAUCCUCACCUCCACCUCCUCCUCCUGCGCUCAACUCCAGGGCCUGUGUCUAAAGCAAACCUCCACAGGGUCUCAGCUCUCCCUACCGGCUGCCCACUUCAGGAGCCCUGCCCAAGGGCAGGGACAAAGGGCGAGUCCCCAGGGUGUCUCCUCAGGCGGAGGGCAGAAAGCAGAGGGUCCACUGGAGCUGACACACCUGGUGAGCGUGAGCCGCAGUUUGACGGCUGUUAGUAGCCACCCCCUCAUCAGCCCAGCAUAUACCCAGAUCCAGACUCACCAACAACUUCAACAGCAUAAGCAACAGCAAUUUGUGAUCCAGCAGCAGCAACAGUCUCAUCCACCCCAGAGGAGCCAGGCCGCAGUGCUUCACACAGCCUCCCUCCACACGCAGGGCCAGACGGUGCAUGACCUGGCUAUCCAUCUCCAGGGUCAGACCCAUUCCAGACAAAGUCCAGUCCCUGUGCUCCCAAAAAUCCCUGUCCCGAGCCAGCAGACCACUAUCUUCCAUGCAACUUUGACCCCUAAGGUGCUAGCCCACAAUGGUUCAACCCAGAUCCAGAAUGGAUCAUCUUGCACCCAGAAUGACAGCAGACCCACCCCUUCCCAGAGCCAGGCUGGUCAGCCUAGUGCCAAACCUCUGCAGCAGGCUGCAGUCAAUCUUCAGAUCGAGCCACAAUAUCCAAUCCAGGACAGUGCCAAUAAAGUGAUGUCCAAACUUGAGCUGGCCAUGGACCACAGCUCAACCCCAUUUAACCAGCAGCUAACCAUGAAAUCUAGUCAGGAGGGCACCACUAGAGAACUUUGUCCAGAUACCCUGAGCAAACCAACCAUUCACACUGAAGAUAAGGGGGGCGUCGAGAGGCUGAAUGCGAAACCACCAGGUGCGUGCUCAGCCCCAGUCAUGACAUCGGGGAAUGGGAACAAUGCGCCCACGGUGACUGGCAGCACCCCACAGAAUGGCGAGAGCAAACCCCCCCAGGCCAUAGUCAAGCCUCAGAUCCUAACCCACGUUAUAGAAGGAUUCGUUAUCCAGGAAGGAGCCGAGCCUUUCCCUGUGGAACGUCCCUCGUUUCUGAUCGAGAACCUGAAGAAGCAGAAGCCGACCCACAUCAAUACCACAGACUCAGAGAUGGAGGACCUGUCUCAGCAAGAUCUGAAGCAGCAGCAGCAAGAAGAGCCCAUGCUGACCUGUGAGCUGUGUGGCAGAGUUGACUUUGCCUACAUCUUCAAGAGGUCCAAGAGGUUCUGCUCCACAGUGUGUGCCAAAAGGUACAACGUGGGGUGCACAAAGCGAGUGGGCCUGUUUCCCAAUCGAAAUACCACUAUGGAGAAACUAAAGAAACAGAGGGCUUCCAAUGGAAACAACCAGAAUACCAGCUUGGAGUCCAAAAAACAGACUACUGCUGCCAAGCAACCAGCUGGUGGCUCUUUGUCGUCUGUCCAUGCCGGUCAGGGGGAGUCCGGGCAUUUCUCAGACAUGUCAAGUUACGACGGUCCUCCUUCUCCACUGUCUGCUGCCAGCUCUGGUACCCUGCGGGUGCAGACGGGCAGAGGGCCUGAGCGCUUGGAGAGUUGUGGGAGACAGCUGCCCCUCCUCUCCCAACACUUCCUGCCCAGUGACCCUGGAAAGUGGAACGUAGAACAUGUGUAUGAGUUCAUCUGCUCUCUGCCAGGUUGCUUGGAGAUUGCUGAAGAGUUCCGUUCUCAGGAAAUCGAUGGCCAAGCCUUAUUGCUGCUGAAAGAGGACCACUUAAUGGGGACCAUGAACAUCAAAUUGGGACCAGCGCUCAAGAUCUUCGCUCAAAUCAGCAUGCUCAGAGACUCGUAGCCACCUCCUCUUUAGGCCAGCUCUGUCUUGGCAGAAAGAACAUGGUACUGGCCAGGAUACCAAAAACUGACCUCUGACAGCUAAACCCUAAAUAGGCUGGGCAGUUGUGUAAGACUAGCACACCACUGGUCCAUAGCACAUCAUGUGUGGCACAGUGAAGAUGAGUCAGUAGAAUGUCUUUGUUUCAAGUCGAUGGACAGCCUCUACUGUUUAAGUAACUUCAUUUUAUCACUGUGGAUGAAAACCAGGUAGCAUGAACAAGCUACACCCCAAAUGGACACAAAGGUGUGACAAGUCUUUUACCAAUAGUUAGGUCAGGUUUUUACCAAAUGUGAGCUUAAUAAAUAAAGGUGGUCACAUGUGAUUCUCCAUUUGCUCACCAUGAGGUAGGGCACAGAGUAUAGUGCAGCCACUGUCUGCCUUGCUGGCAUAGCAACGUACUUUUAACAGCUAAGCUAACUUAAGCAUUGGAUUUAGCUAAGUUCGUAAACCUGUAUGCCUAUUCACAAACUUGUAAUUCCCAUCGGACUGCUGACAUUUCACCAAGCAUUGCUCUUCCGGCCAAGAUCAUGAUCAGUUUUUAACGUUGUAUUAUACAGUUUGGGGAACUAUGAAA